AUGCUGAAGCUGGCCUCCGUUUCCUGCUCUUCUCCUGUGACCUUCAGCUGUCAUUUACUAAACUUAACCCUACCCCCUACCCCCUACCCCCUGUCCCCUACCCCCUACCCCCUACCCCCUGUCCCCUCCCCCCUACCCCCGUCCCCUGUCCCCUACCCCCUGUCCCCUGUCCCCUACCCCCUGUCCCCUACCCCCCUGUCCCCUACCCCCUGUCCCCUGUCCCCUACCCCCUGUCCCCUACCCCCCUGUCCCCUGUCCCCUACCCCCUGUCCCCUACCCCCCGUCCCCCCCGUCCCCUACCCCCUGUCCCUGUCCCCGACCCCCUGUCCCUACCCCCGUCCCCUGUCCCCUACCCCUGUCCCCUACCCCCUGUCCCCUACCCCCCUACCCCCUGUCCCCUGUCCCCUACCCCCUGUCCCCUACCCCCUGUCCCCUGUCCCCUACCCCCUGUCCCCUACCCCCGUCCCCCCCGUCCCCUACCCCCUGUCCCCUGUCCCCUACCCCCUGUCCCCUACCCCCGUCCCCUGUCCCCUACCCCCUGUCCCCUGUCCCCUACCCCCUACCCCCUACCCCCUGUCCCCUACCCCCUGUCCCCUACCCCCUACCCCCGUCCCCUGUCCCCUACCCCCUACCCCCUACCCCCGUCCCCUGUCCCCUACCCCCUGUCCCCUGUCCCCUACCCCCUGUCCCCUACCCCCUACCCCCUACCCCAGUGACAUCCCGGUCAUGCUCAUGGUUUAA
Messenger RNA from Sphaeramia orbicularis (orbiculate cardinalfish), 741 nucleotides. RefSeq names its product vegetative cell wall protein gp1-like. The record is from RefSeq and is a predicted model, not a curated record. The coding region runs from base 1 to 741 and encodes 246 amino acids. The transcript has 2 exons. Lineage: Eukaryota; Metazoa; Chordata; Actinopteri; Kurtiformes; Apogonidae.